GUCUGUACUCUGGCUGCUUGUGGGAUGUGGGAGGGAGCAGAUAGACAGGCUGAGUUGGAUGCAAGAUGCUGCCCCCGCUUGCAUUUUCCAGCAUUCUUUGGGGAUAUUCCCAAAAAUGACUUUGAAGAGUGCUUACCUAGUAAACCUGGCAAGUUUAAAAAUGGGAAAUUUUAGGGUUACCCACCAGUUUCUAAAACAGCCCCCACUUGAGGAGAUUGCCCUCAGCUCUGAGAUCUUUCUCAGACUAUCUUGGCAAAUGAAGGGUCUUGGAAAACCGUGUGAGUGUCUGAAGACAGUGGAGCUGGUUCCAGGACUGGAGACAGCAGCUGUCCAGGCCAGGGCUGCUGUCAGUUCCCAGCUGAACCACAGAAUGUUGUUUCAAGUGCAGAUGGAGAACCUGAAAGCAGACCCAGAGGAGCUAUUUACCAAGCUGGAGAAGAUUGGAAAGGGCUCUUUUGGUGAGGUGUUCAAAGGCAUUGACAAUCGGACUCAGAAAGUGGUUGCCAUAAAAAUCAUUGAUCUGGAGGAAGCUGAAGAUGAGAUAGAGGACAUUCAACAAGAAAUCACAGUGCUGAGUCAGUGUGACAGUCCAUAUGUAACCAAAUAUUAUGGAUCCUAUCUGAAGGACACUAAAUUAUGGAUAAUAAUGGAAUAUCUUGGUGGAGGCUCUGCCCUGGAUCUAUUAGAACCUGGUCCUUUAGAUGAAAUUCAGAUCGCUACUAUAUUACGGGAAAUUCUGAAAGGACUUGAUUAUCUACACUCAGAGAAGAAAAUCCACAGAGAUAUUAAAGCGGCCAACGUUCUGCUCUCUGAACAUGGAGAGGUGAAGCUGGCUGACUUUGGAGUAGCUGGCCAGCUGACGGAUACCCAGAUAAAAAGGAACACUUUCGUGGGUACUCCCUUCUGGAUGGCGCCUGAGGUCAUUAAACAGUCAGCCUAUGACUCAAAGGCAGACAUCUGGUCCCUCGGCAUCACAGCAAUAGAACUGGCCAAAGGAGAGCCGCCACACUCUGAGCUGCACCCCAUGAAGGUGUUAUUCCUCAUCCCCAAGAACAACCCUCCUACGCUAGAAGGAAACUACAGCAAACCCCUCAAGGAGUUUGUGGAGGCCUGUUUGAACAAAGAGCCGAGCUUUAGACCCACCGCUAAGGAGUUGUUGAAGCACAAGUUCAUCAUCCGCAAUGCAAAGAAAACCUCCUACUUGACUGAACUCAUCGACAGGUACAAGAGGUGGAAGGCUGAGCAGAGCCACGACGACUCCAGCUCGGAGGACUCAGACGUGGAAACAGAUGGCCAGGCGUCCGGAGGCGGUGACUCUGGGGACUGGAUCUUCACAAUCCGGGAGAAAGAUCCCAAGAAUCUGGAGAACGGGACUCUCCAGCCGUCAGAUUUGGAGAGAAAUAAGAUGAAAGACAUCCCAAAGAGGCCUUUCUCUCAGUGUUUGUCCACAAUUAUUUCUCCUCUGUUUGCGGAGCUGAAGGAGAAGAGCCAGGCAUGUGGAGGAAACUUGGGGUCAAUAGAAGAGCUUCGGGGAGCCAUCUACUUGGCGGAAGAGGCCUGCCCUGGGAUCUCUGACACCAUGGUGGCUCAGCUCGUGCAGCGGCUGCAGAGAUACUCUCUGAGUGGUGGAGGAACUUCAGCUCACUGAGAUGCCUUUGGCAUUGGGUUUGGUUUUUCCUUUCUUCAUCUCCCUUCUUUAAAAGUCAAUGAGAGCCUUUGCUGACUCUGCAAAGAGGUGUCAUGGAGGGGCCCCUCUCCUGCAGCCGCCGGCACCUGUCCAGCGAUCCAGUCCUCACUGUGCCACAGCCAGAUGGAGUCUUUCAGAUGGGGUGGGGAGGGUCUACUCCUUCAAGCAAUUAUUUUAUUUUUUUAUUGUUUUUAAUUUUAAUCAUAGUGCACAUAUUCAAAGAACGUAUCUUUAACAAAACCCCUGAACUGUAUAUUUGGAUUGUGACAAGGCAGUUGAAGACACGCAACCUCAGGUACCCUGCUUUACGUCGAUAGCUCCUCCCCCUGGGAGACGGAGAGUCGCUCUGGUGGAUCAGUGUACAGAUUUGUAUAUAGCGUCAUUUUUACGGAAACUUUUGGCGUGCAUAAGGAAUCACUGUGUACACAUUGGCCAAGUGCUUCUGUAGAUACUGUCUGUGGAGUAAAUAUUUGACAGGCCAGAACUUGAGUCUAUUGCCUUGCCUUUAUUACAUGUAAAUUUUGAAUUCUGUGACCAGUGAUUUGGAUUUUAUUUUGUAUUUACAGGGUCUGUCAUUAAUAAUAAUUAACCCCCUCCCCAAUGGAACACUCCUGUUUGUACCUCAACAGAUGCAAAUUUCCCCUCAUUUUCCCUACACCCCUUUGGUACACUUGGGUGUUUUUCUUUCUCAUCGAUGGUACUGUUCUUAGUGUUUUCAAUUGGAACAUAUCUCGUCUCACAGAGCUUUAAAUUAUUCUAAGUCUCUCCCAGAUGAAGCGCUCUCAUCUAAUCUUGUUGAGUUGUGCUACUGCUGUGUCUACACCAGAUGUCCCGUCCUCUCGACACUUUUCUGUUCAGCCUUGUCGUAGAAUCUGCAUAUCAUCUUUCCCACCUGAAAGUGUCUGAAUGCUUACACAAAUAAAUUUUAUAACUCACUCAUUUUGCAUACUGUUCUUGAAACAUGGCUCUACAGAGCGGAUGGAGCCCCUGGUCUGCACAUGUGUGGUUUUGUAAGUGUGUGUAUGUUGAGACUCGAGGGAAAAGUGCUCAGAUGUCAAAAAGCCAAAUGUCCGGGUUAGCACCCUAUGCAGUUGUGUGGUUGGUCACUGAGAUGUGGCCAGUGCUGCAGGUUUGUGGAACUGCUGAAGCUCUUGCUGAGGACUUGACUGGGUGGUUUCAGUUCUCUCCCAGGAGCCGGGGUCUGCUGCUGCUGUCAGCCAGGCCGUUUCUUCAUGUACUGUAGAGCGGCACUUGACAGGGUGGGAAGGCUCAGGUUCUCAGGGCAGUUCUUGCCAGUCUUACUCAGAUCUCUGUAGUGUUUUCAUUUGUUGAUGCUAAUUAUUGUCCUCUUGUUGGAGUGCUAGGUCUCGAAGAUAGUUUUGGGAGCAGGAACUUAGGGACGUUUGCUUGGCCUCGUGUUGGUGUGUGGUGUCCUCGUUACAGGAAGGGCAGGCCAAGGCUAGAGGUGUUGGCUGUGAGGUGAUUAUUUAGAUUAAAUGGGGUCUAGGUUUUUAGACUAUUAAAUUGUGAUAGUCUACUAGAAGUAGAUUUGGGUUGGAUUAAUUAUUUCAACCAAGGAUACAUUUUGGCUAGGGGAAAUAGAACCACAAUUGUUCCUGUGUUGUUUUAUUACUAUUUUUUUUUUUUUUUUGAGUCUCUGGGUGUUUUGCCUGCAUGUGCAUCACAUGUGUGCAGUGCCCUUGGAGGCCAGAAAGAGUGUUGGAUCCCUUGGACUGGAGUGAUAGGUAGUUGUGGAUGCUGGGAACUGAAUCCAGGUGCUCUGCAAGAGCAGCCAGUGUUCUUAACUGCCGAGCCAUCACUUUGGCCCCAGUACUGUUAUUCUAUAGCAAGAAUGGUACUUUGAACAGUGAAGUUGGAGAAUAUGUUGUGUUUCCUAGAGUAUUCUGUACUGGAGUGCUGUGUGUUUUCCGGUAGGAGGCCUGAUGCAUAAACCAAAGGCUGUUAUUGCAGGAGUCCCUCAGAGAGGUGAGUCUGUUCCGUGGAGUGUGCUACCUGACUUGAAGAGCGUCCCUGGGGGCAGCAGGCACCUCUAGUGGAUAGAGCUCUUCAGUUUACAAGUGGAUAGUGAUACGACUUUUGAUUUCGUCGUCUUCUGCAGUGUUGAGACAUGAGCCCAGGACUUGGUGUGUGCUGGGUCAGUCCCUCUGGGCUUUCCUUGCAAUGCCCGACAUCCGUCUUUUAACACUCGCUGUGUGGUUGAGCUGCUGAGUGGCCUAGAUUCUGGUUAAGUAUGGUAUGCUUAUGGUGUGACUGGGCAGCUCCUCUGCAGUCACUAGACUACAAGGCAUGCGAAAGCAACACAUGGUUCUUUGGGAGUUUAUUGGAAACUUCCUUGGGGGCGUAGGUUUGACAGUUUAAAAGUGGAUUGCCUUAUAGUCUCUUCCAGCACAAAAUCAGAUGAAGUGUUCUGUGAACGUAUCGUUUAGCUGGCAGUCUAGUCCUUAGUUCGGAGCAGGGCCCAUCUCAGAACCACCACAGGCACCUGCCUGCCAUCACAGGCUAUUGUGGGUGGGCUCAGCAUCACCCACAAGUCCCUCAGUGCCAUACUCAGGCUGUUCACAGCCCACAGGUACAGCUUCUGAUGGUGCUGAUGCCACCCAUCUGAGUGCCAUGAAGCAGUGUGAGGCAGGCCGAGUGCUUGGUGAUUCAGGUCUAGUUCAUGAGACAGACUGUCAUUUGGGUAGCUCAGGCUGGCCAGGAAUUCAGGCUCCUCAGCCUCCUGAGUGCUGGGAUUACAGGUGAGCCCCACCAUGUAGCUCACUGAUGGUCUUUUCCAGUUACUGCUCUGCCCAGGGGGUGACACCCUGCAUGAGUAGACCCACCAGUGCAGUGUGGGAGAUCGUGACUUCCUAGUAGCUGGGUUUCCUCACAGCAGCAGCCAGCCCGCGGAUUUGUUCUCAAGUUGCUCAUCAAAGUUCCUGUUUGGUUCUUUAUGUAGUGUUUUAUACUUUCCUUGGGCAAAACCUGGAAUUGGUUUAUAUGCAUUAUAUUUCUUAAAAAACCUGGCUUCUGUGUUUCUGCUAUAAACUGUGUAAUGUAGGUGGAAGCGCUCCAGAGAGUUCCUGAGCACUCACGCUGUCGUCCACGGUCAAUAAAGCUCUCAGAAGUG
Molecule: messenger RNA, 4817 nt
Organism: Peromyscus californicus insignis
Lineage: Eukaryota; Metazoa; Chordata; Mammalia; Rodentia; Cricetidae
Gene: Stk24
Product: serine/threonine kinase 24
Exons: 11
Coding region: 59-1648 (529 amino acids)
Biological process (GO): protein phosphorylation
Molecular function (GO): ATP binding; protein kinase activity
Source: RefSeq, a predicted model, not a curated record